AUGAUACGAACGGACCAUCCGCCAACUGGAUCACUAUUACUUCUCUCAACACUCUCUAUAGCCGAGGCACAUAUGUGCGGUUCAAGGAGAGAACUUCCGGACUCAGGAGGUAGUAGCCCCCUGUACUACGACGCUCUCUCCAGUGGCCAGCGCAACCUCCCAAACGCCCGCUCGUCACUGCAGCAACUGGGUGUCUAUGCGAAGGAUCACCUGCUCGGCGUUGACUUCAGGCGUCGCAUCCAGGAGAAGGGACGUCGCAAGGUAGUCCGUUCGGCCAAGGAGCAACAACGGGCCGCCCUCAAGUGGGAUGAAAUUGCAUAA
Dichomitus squalens LYAD-421 SS1 is the source of this 321-nucleotide messenger RNA. RefSeq lists its product as uncharacterized. The transcript has 3 exons. The coding region runs from base 1 to 321 and encodes 106 amino acids. Lineage: Eukaryota; Fungi; Basidiomycota; Agaricomycetes; Polyporales; Polyporaceae. The record is from RefSeq and is a predicted model, not a curated record.